Molecule: messenger RNA, 11098 nt
Organism: Ornithodoros turicata
Lineage: Eukaryota; Metazoa; Arthropoda; Arachnida; Ixodida; Argasidae
Product: serine/threonine-protein phosphatase 6 regulatory ankyrin repeat subunit A-like
Exons: 24
Coding region: 148-3333 (1061 amino acids)
Biological process (GO): cellular response to tumor necrosis factor
Cellular component (GO): cytosol
Molecular function (GO): NF-kappaB binding
Source: RefSeq, a predicted model, not a curated record
CGUGCUUCCGGCGACAGUACCUCCCUCUCGUUUGCACUGUUGAUUUUGUAUGUUCCGAAAUCGGUAUUAUGGUUGUAUGAAAAGCAGUGAAUAUGCUUUCGUAUUUAGUUCUGUGGUUAGACUGAUUGUGUUGUGUGGAGCCGUGAAAUGGUAAUCCGUCAAAUUUUCGAUGAGCCUCACUUGGUGCAAGCAGUCUUCAAGGGCAAUGUCGCGGAGGUGCAAGACCUCAUUGAAAGCGGGGCUGUGGACGAUGUCAACUAUCAGGACACAGAAAGGAGAAGCGUGUUACAUGCAGCUGCAUUUUGUGGCCUUCCGGAGGUGAUAGAUUUGCUCAUUGUACAUGGUGCCAGAGUCAACACCAAAGAUAACCGAUGGGUCACUCCUCUGCACCGGGCAUGCUGCUCGGGUUAUCCGGACGAUGGAUCUCACCGAAGUGUACUUCGGAGCAUGUUUACUCUGAAAGACAUGUCUUCGGACCCUGUAGAUGCCACAAAAACCGUCGAAGUCCUCCUCCGCGCCUCUGCGGAUGUGAACGCCCGAGAUAAGUUCUGGCAGACCCCUCUGCACGUUGCAGCGGCGAACAAUGCUCUCUCUUGCGCCAAACUCAUCAUUCCCCAUCAGAACAACGUCAACAUUUCCGACCGUGCUGGCCGCACUAGUCUUCAUCACGCUGCAUACAAUGGCCAUACGUCGAUGGUGGAGCUUCUACUCCAAUGCAAAGCCACCUGCAACUCAUUUGACAAGAAAGACAGGAGAGCAGUUCACUGGGCUGCAUACAUGGGACACACCGAAGUCAUCUCUCUACUGGUUAAGCAUGGGGCAGAAGUUAACGUACGGGACAAAGAGUUGUACACACCGCUGCACGCUGCGGCAGCAAACGGUCGUCUCAGUGCGGUGCAGUUACUCUUGAAACUGGGUGCUGAAGCCGACGCUCCCAAUGCGUCGGGCAACACACCGCUGCACGUGGCAUGUCUCAACGGCAAGGAGGACGUCGUCUACGAACUACUGGCUGCAGGCGCUUGCCUCUCUUCUCGGAAUUGCCGUGGGCAGACACCACUGCACUACGCCGCUGCAUCAACGCACGGUGCAGGAUGCCUCGAAGUUUUAAUCAGCGUGGGUGCUGAUGUGAAUGCUCAGAGCCUAGAUGGACGCACACCACUGCACAUGACGGCAAUCCACGGACGAUUCACCCGUGCUCAGACAUUGGUGGACAGCGGGGCAAGAGUUGACGCGGCCGACUGUAGUGGCUGCACGGCGCUGCACGUGGCUGCGCGCCAUGGGCACGACCUCCUCGUGGGGUCCCUGCUACUGGCUUCGGCAACAUGUGACACGCACGGUCGAUGUGGCAUGACGCCGCUUCAUAUGGCCGCGCUCGGCGGGUACACCGAAUGCUGCCGCAAGCUCCUGCAGGCAGGCGCGAACCCGAAUGCAAAGGAUGAGAGAGGACGAAAUGCGGUUCAUCUGGCUGCCUUUGGCGGCAAUCCAGAGACAUUAGAGUUGCUCAUUGGCCGAGGAGGCUGCUACGACGUCUGUGAUAGCUUCGAAAGGUUGCCAAUUCACUACAGUACUUGCGGGUCCGACCACGCGUGCCUCACACAGCUGCUCGCCCUCGGUUCGAAUCCCAACCAGCUGGACGUGGACCGUUGUACCCCGUUGCACUUGGUUGUGGCUAAAGUCGCUUCGGCGCCCAAGAGAAACAGCUUAAAUUUCCAAUCCGAGGACGUGGCGGCCUCAAGCGACUGGGACACGCGACACAUGGCUGUGGAAAUACUGCUGGAGCACAACGCGCAGCCGUCAUUUCCGGACAAAGAUGGCCUCACUCCUCUUCACUAUGCUGCAGCGGCCGGUCUAGUCUCUGCAUUGUCUGUGAUGUUGUCUGUGAUGAAAGAAGAGGAAGUGCGGUUAACAACGUCUCCAAAGGGCGUGACACCGUUGCACCUCGCGGCCUGGGGAGGUCAUCGAGAAUGCCUGGAUGCUCUGCUCGUUGCCAGGUGCGAAGUGGACACCCAAGACGAGCACGGAUGGACGCCGGCUGCCUUGGCUGCUCAACGGGGCCACUCCGAGUGCCUCCAUGUGCUGCUCGAAAGGGGGGCCUCUUGUCGAAUGCUCCUGCAUUCAGCUGCUUCCCAGGGACAGAUUGAGUGCCUAUGGAUCAUCCUCGAAUGUGCCAACAACCCUAAGAAGGCAGUGAAUGCAACAGAUAAGCAUGGAAGGACACCACUUAUGCAUGCUGUGCUCAACAGUCACAAGGACUGCAUGAACGCUCUUCUAGAGAAUGGAGCCACCAUAGAAAUCCAAGACAAGUCGAAAAGAACCGCAUUAUUUCGUGCUGCAUUUGGAGGCAAUGAAGCGUGUGUAUCUGCGCUUUUGAAGCGUGGUGCUAAUCCACUCCAUCGGGAUGAACUAGGCAAGACCCCCUUGCACCUAGCUGCAGCAUGUGGUAAUGCUGGUGCCCUUUCCCUCUUGCUGGAGCAUAGUGGCUGCUGCGAUGAGCUGUGCGACAACGGAGACUUCACCCCUCUGCAUUGGGCGUGCUAUGGUGGGCACGAUUCCUGUGUGAAGGUGCUCCUCGAGAAGUGCAAGGCUAAGAAGUUUUGUGGGAAUUCGUUCAGCCCUCUUCACUGUGCUGCAUUCCAGGGCAGUGAACUCUGCCUAGAUCUGCUGUUCAGCUGUUUUGGGAAAGGGAUCGUGCCUCUGAGAGACAAAAAGGAAAGAAGUGCCUUGCACGCCGCGGCAUUCCACGAUAGUGUGCUGUGCCUGCAGAUGCUUAUCAAAGAAGGUGCUGACAUAAAUGCAGUGGACUGCAAGGGGCGCACGCCACUUAUGAUGGCAGCUCGUUCAGGGAACUGCAAGGCUAUAGAAGUCUUGUUGGAACAGAAAGCUGAUGUCCUGAUUCAGGAUAAAGAUGGCAACACCAUUCUGCAUCAUGCAUGCUUGCAGAAACAAGAUGCGUCAGUUACAACGCUACUGGAAAAGGCGGACUUUGUGAAGCUCAUCAACAUGACCAACACAAAUAUGAAGACGGCUCUCCACGUUGCAGCCAGAAAUGGUCUGAUUGAUGCCACUCAGGCCCUUCUCAUGAAGGGCGCAGACGUCUUAGCGACAGAUGUCAACGGACAUACCCCCGCACUGUCCUGCGCUCGAAGCAGUGAAGUUGCGGAGUGCCUUGCUCUUAUCCUUGCUGUGAUGCCGCCACCCAAUCCAUUCCGCAUGGACAGCUUCUCAAGAGUGGGCAGCAUGUACCAGCAGAACAGGAUGCCUGAACCGCUGGGAGAAACCCGCACCGACCCCAUCAGCGAAUCCUACCAAAGCUCCGACUCGGAAUACUACUGACGGUGGUUGCUGCCCGGACUUCUACUUCUGCGUCAGCUCGAUGGCGGAAGUGAAGCUCUUGCCUAGCUCUUCCUGAAGGCAUCUACCGGGCGGCAAAGGUGGACGACGACCUGCGACAAUGCCCUGCUGACACCAGGCAUUGCAAGCUUGAUCUUGAGUCAGUUAUCUCACGAGCUAUCGCAGUUGAAAUGAGAACUUUCAAACAGCGCACCGUUUAGUUGUGCUCACAUUAGGAAACACACCUUCGUGUUUGUGAGAUCCAGCCCAAAUGGAGGAUGGCGGACCUUCCAAAAUUCUCCCACAUAGAAAAGUAUAGAAAACUUGACGCGGGUAUUUAUGUCAUUUACGUGGGUGGACACACGCAGAAUUCGGGGCAGAAUUGGUAUUCUCGAGCUCAGUGAAUUCUGUGUGUUACGAAGUGUACCACCACGGUAAAAAACGUGUACAUAAAAAAAAUGUUAGAAAGACAGCACUGUGGGUGCUUUCUAGCAGGUAGAUUCAGUGCUACUCUCAAUCUACAAGAAACGCCUUGCUGUAUCUCUCAAACACGUUUGUGUGAUUCACUACACCAAAUACGCACCCUAACUUAUCCAUCUUCUUCUGAAUAAUGCUGUCUACUGUGGGGGCUCGCAGCUGAUGACCUGUCUCCACAAGUAUCAACGCGACAGUCGUUUUUUCAAUGGGUCCGACAAUAAUUGCACUAGUGCCAUAGUAGCACCACAUAGUGACAAAAGUUUGACGAAAGCCUGUGGAAUCUUGUGAUGGAAGGAGCUGUUUGUAAGGACCAAUCAUAAAAAAGAAAGGUGCCUCUGCUUGACCUGUUCGCAGCUUAGUGUUCCAACACGAAUGGUUGCUGUUCAGUGAUAACUCUAAUGUAUCCGACUCUUAGAGCAAUUCUCUCAGCACUCUAGUUGCACUGGUCACCCCAACGACGCAGUACAUCCUCUGGAUGUACGAAAAAUGUCCCUCACGGAUUGGUACGUCCGAUGGACAUCCCUCGGACGUGCGAAUCUAUUAGGACAUUAUUCGUACAUCCAGAGGAUAUUCGGUGUUGUUGGGGCAAGAAUGCUUGUCACUUGUUGAAACACACUAACGUCGCCACAUGUAAUACUUACGUGGACCGAACGCAUAUAUACACGCCCAACCUGCUGGUGUCUUUCUUCUGUUUCAUGUGUGCAAGGAGUAGCAAGCAUUCCAAUCUGAUUUUCUAGAGACACUCGGGACGUUGGCCCUAUGACCACCGUGCAAGGGCCCGUAGCUCUAGAAAGUGAUGCUCUGCAGGGAAAUAGAAUCUACCAAGAAAAAGAGUGCUGAGAUUGCGUAGUCUGCUGUGAUAUGGUCUAUCCUUCCACAAGCUGUGUCUUUGUAGUAUACUAUAUAUCAUAACCAGAUUGGUUGUCUCCUGCGUAUCUGUGUUGUUCUCAACCACACAAUUUCUUAAGCCCCAUCCUCUUCCUUUUUUUUUUUUUUUUUUGUUUUACGUGCGUACAGAUGAAGGCCAACAAUGUGAUUUCAUGAACCCAUCCCCCACCACCACCCUCCCUUUUCGGUUCUUUUUAGCAGACGGCACGGAGAAUACGGUGCGGUUGAUCUGAAUCAAAUUUUUGCUUUUCUCCUUUUGUCCCCUCAAACAGUGCAGUCACGUAAGACAUUGCACGCGUUCUUUUGAUUCGCUCACGAUUCCUCAACUACUUGAUUAUGAAGAAGAGAGGAAACGCUAUGUGACGAUGCAUUCCAUCUGUAGAAAUGCUCACCGUAAGAAAUGUAAACGGGGAAACGUUCCAUUAAGGCAUGGCAGGAUCAAACACAUUCAGCGUUAACGUCAACUAGCAUUCAGUUAUUUCUCCCCGUUACUCAUAGCAAGAACAACCUUCCGACAUAUCAGGGGAACGAGUCGCUGCCCUUUCUUUCUUUUUUUUUUUUCUUUCACAGGUAAAUGCCACUAGUGUGGCAACCCGUUUGCCGGUGCCAUUCCAGACACAUUUUUCACGUUUUGAAGUGCGAAAGCAUGCCUUUCAUAUUUAAGAGCUUAACGGAUUGCAGUGACAGGCUAAUCGUGAAGGGCUAACCGUGUACGUGAACUUUCGGAUAACGAUUCGUGUUUUUUUGUACAUGCUCGUGAGUGUUUUCUAAACGACAGAGUUAACAAGAAUGUACACAGUACAAAUGCGCGACAAAGUAUUUUUAAUUCAGGUGCCUAUGUAUUUGCCCCCUCUUCAAAUUUUUGUGUGCCUUUUCUCUUUUCUUUUUUUUUCUCUAUCUUUAUCUUUCCAAAGAAGAACGAUGCAGAGUUUUGCGUUUGGUUCAGUUAAGUCUGCACGCUGGAUCAGUAAAGAUAAAAACGUUCCUUUCGCAACUAGUCAUUGAACGGAAAAAGAAAAAUUGCAAGCUUCCAGCAGAGAAAAAGAGAGAGAGAGAGAAAAUUGCUAAUUGUGUAUUUGUCGCCAGCAGAGAGUUGUGCAAUGACCCUCACUGGGGAUCGUUUGUGCCAGCAGUUUUUUCUCAGACCACUAGCCCCUUCCCUUAUAGCUGUGUGCCUUACCAAAGCUGUGGCUUCCUAUGUUGACGCAUGUUGAAGAGAACGUAAAUAGCGAUUCCAUCCGGGCCCAUGCAUCUAGCGCUUGUGUGGUGUUAAUGCCAGGUGCUUUCUUUUCCUCUUGUUUUUUUUUUUUUUUUCUUUCUUCCACAUGUAUGCAAUGCAAUAGGAAAUGCUUUUUCUAGGCCGCUUUAAACCUUGUGUGUCUUGUAGCGGAGUUUUACGUAUGUACCUCCUAGGGCUCUGUGAACGGUCAAAUUUUCAAACAUGAAUCGAAGAUUAAUAGUGAGAAAAAAAAAGGGACUUUUUUUUUUUCAGUGCCCAUAAUUGUUGAGGCACUCUAGCCAAGCUUAGCGUUAUGCGAGCACAUGCGUGAAUUUGUACAUCGAUUUUUGUAAAGUACCACGCAGUUGCCGCAUUUAAGGGACGAAGAUUUUUAGAUAAGGCUGGGUUAACAUUGUUUUUUUCCAGUGUAUGUCGACUCAGUUUCUCUUUUUCACAGCUUGCAGUUACAUCUGCAUCCGAUUAAUGUGUGGCAUUGACAAGGGAAAUAUGAGUCUACCUGUAUUUGCAUAAACCCUGAUGGCAUGUCCCUGUGAUGAAGCUUGAGAAGUAUAAAAAAAACAAUACUUGAGAUUAACUGUGAAAACUGCAAGCACUGCAGAAGGGUGAAAGGUUUGUUGCUAUUCAAAACUCUGAAUUAUUUUCGCACCCCCAAUAUAUCAUCUUAUUCCCUACAUAUUAUACUCUUCUGGGUCUGAAGCACCGUCGUGAAGAAUAGCCAAAAAAAAGGGCACUGCACGCAUAAUCACAUAUCGUUUGAAACGACCCGCACAAUUUUUGCUUUGUAAAGAAAAAGAGUUUACGUGGACGUGCAAUAGCAAUCGUUUGGCUGGCAUUCCGCAGCAUGGUUCCGAAGGGCUCACGUUGAACGAGCUGUGCCAUAGAAAGCGAAAUUCGUGGCAAGCCUUGCUUUCUCAGCAUUUCUGUGGGAGGCAGUGUUGCUCAAAAAAAAAUAUGUCCUGGUGAUGAUGAUCUCUUGUAGAUAAAUAGCGGUGGGUGUAGCAAAGAGAGAGGUUAUGUGCAUUUGCUCAGCAUGCAUGUGUAUGUGUGUGUGUGUUAUGUGUGUACGUGAAAUGGUACACAGCUUCUGCCAUCCAGAGCUAAAAAGAAUGCAAGGAAGUCUGAUUCAAAGUUGGAUGUGCUCUUGAAAGGGGCCUUUCUUUCCGUUAUCUGUCCUCCUUGCUCAUGGUGUCUCUAGAAUACUCACUACACAUGCCUUAUACUUCACAUGGCCACGGGCUGAUGUGAGACGUGCGGUAGGCAGGGCUAAUCUCAACACAUGACGGGCGGCCUUUCAGCUUCUGCUUCCAUCUCUGUUUCUGUCGCACGUGUGGGUGCGCUGCUUGAUUGAUGCUUGGGGUGCUGAGAUGUAAAACCCAGAUGUGCAUUGAGAUUAUAGUGGCAAGCAUGUUGUAACGGGAUUGUACACAAAGUAGCACGUUGACUUGUUUUGGGGUUUAUGUUUGGACGACAUCUGCGAUUUUAUGUGCUACGUGUUUCUGCUGCGGUCAGCGUACAGUUUUCUUGCGCUCUGUGAAAUGUGUUUGGGUGAAGGUGCUUGUGCAACACACGAACAAUUUGCCUUUGAAGUCAUACCGAGCAUGUUUACCCUGCUUUGCAAUUUUGUUUCUGCUUCUACUUCGCGUCGGAUCGAGGCGAGAAUUCCAGGAAUCCAGCUCGUAAUGUUUUCUUUACGAAGCAAUCCAUCGAACUGUGGGAUAGAUAGAUUUAACAAUCCCAUCCUGUUGUUGCAGGCUUCCUUGUGCAUUUUUGCAAACUCAGUAUUAGUGGCAUUUAUAAUCGGUGUUCAGUGUUGCUUUCAUGUGCGCAGAACGCUUUUUAAUCAUUGUUGCGUGAUGUUUGCGCAUGGAGAUUGGCGAAUUCCUUUCACUAUAUCCGGAAAUAUGGCGUUAUGUCUUCAGAACAUUGAGUAAACGUUGCUUUAGUGUGUGUCGCUCUCAAGGAACAAGCCCUCCCGUUGCGAUAGAAAAGGAAUGUGAGGAAUAAAUAAACGGAGGUCGACUAAUCAUGAUUUAAUUAAUUGAGCUGCGUAUAAACUUGACAAUGUGUCUAAAUAAAUAGAAAAUUUAUAAUAUUUCGCACAAAAAAUACUGGGGCUAUUUCCAUGGCAAGAUAGUAGAACGAGUGUCCCACAAUGAGUCGUCACAAAACAUUCUGUGCAUGCAACCCAUUAGUCUGCAUAUAGUGAAUGGGCAUCGCUCUUUUUUGCUGCCUUGUAUGCCAUGCAAGGUUUGGAUACACACACAUGGCCCCAGGUGAAAGACUACAGGGUUUAUGUUGGACGAGGCUGACCUUGUAGACAGCACGCAGAGAUAAAGACAGAUCAGUGGAAGAUUGUUUUUUACACUUAGUCGAUUGCGACUGUUUGUUUCACCACUCGGUUCGGUUUGAAGACUUCGUGUAUCUCGUGUACCUGGUGCACCCAGCUUUGGUUUCACUGGAUUAUGCUGCCAAGGUCUAAAAACAUUCUCUAGUCCCAAUGUUUCCCACAGAAUUUCUUUGCUUGUCAUUUCUGUGUACCACACUUCACAAGGCACAAGGAGUUUCGGAAAAUAUUUGCUCACUGAAUCCUUUCAUGACUUUUUUUUUUUUUCCCCUUAUAAACUAGUCCCCUAGUUCCAUAUGCAAUUCCAAUCACCGAGUGCGUAUAUUGAAGCACCAGAUGAUCGAAUAUUUCGUGUGCUUUACAGGGAAUCUUGUACAUACUAGCAUGUAAUUGUGUGUAAAGCCAUCUUUUUUUUUUUUUUCUCCAUUCUUCAGCAUUUUUGUUGUAGAUGUGCGAUUCAUUUACAGUGGCAGUUACUUUAGACCAUAAAGUGUUGUAGUGUUUUGCACUAUUUCUUUUUUUUUUUCUUAUUGAACAACCAAAUCAUAACCAGAACUGUGAUCCUGGAACAUAAUUGUGCAUUAUUAUGAACUUAAAGCACUGCAGCAGUCUAAAGAACAAAGAAGCUGCAUGUGUCGUUUCGGUUGCUAUUCCGGAGAUAUGGAAUCUCAGCUAAAUGUGUAACGACUCUUACAUGCAGCGGUUAAGUAGCGUGCCAAAACAAACGGGUUUAAAUUCUGCUGUUAGUGUGUUUAAUUAGACGAAUGACGGGGGUGUUGUUAUUUUCUCGGACGUUCCAAGUUAUUCUUGGUGUGGUACUUGCAAUACAUCUUGCAAUAUACACUACCGCACAUUGUGCCUCAUGCCGCGUGUGGUAACUUGAAGCUGACCUGCAUGAGGUGUUGCUGCUCUCCCAUGCAUAAAAACAACGCAUCUGAACGCGUGGCACAUUGAUGUACCGUUCCAGAAAAAAAGUAUAAUCCUCUCGUGCAUUAAUAGGAGCAAGUUAUGUGAGGACGGUGCUGUCUAUUCCCUUGUUAUGCUUCUGUGUGUGUGUGUUUGUGUGCCUGUGCUUUUUUCUUUUUGUUUUUUAAGUCUCAGUUUCACAGGAGCACUCACGUGCACAGUGUUGACGUCUCCGUUGUCUUUUGGGCAGUCUUUCAAAUAGUCUAGUAAUGCUAGCCUUUCCAGGCUAAUAGAGCUGCCAACCUCUCAUUGGGUGCAAGGCUGCUCUUGCUCAGUGAAAGAGCUCUGUACGACCUGCCUCAUGUUGAAUUUCAAACCUGUUUUUUCUUUUGACAUCUCUCUUUUCGAUUGAAAUUAUUUUACAUUAAAAAAACAACAACAGAGAGCUGCUGGGGUGUACCCUGACGAUGCAAUCAUUGAACAAUCUAAUGUUUUGUCGAUUUGUGUAAAACACUUACUGUUUGUUUAGUUUUUUUUUACUGAUAACACUGAUAUAGUGCAUAAAGUUGUGUGACAGUAUCUGUAGUGAUUGCCUCUUCUGCAAAAGUUGGAAAAGUUAGGAACUGUUAGCAAAGAUAUGCAGUGUGAUUCGUAGAUCCAGGGAUCAGUACCACUAGCAUGUACAUGCUUUGCUUCAGACAUAGCACUAGAACGUGCACAUGCUGUUGUGGACUCACUUGCAGGCAGUUUGCCUAAUUUCACGUUGGGAAUAUUAGCACCGCCAGUUACAGUGGAAGUUAGUGAGAAUGCUCAAAGCCACCAUCAUGGGCUGUGAGUCUCUCUGAUUGUUACACACAACACAUUGGGAACACAGCGUACUAUAGCGCGGUAAACUGUAGUAUAACCAGUAAACAUUGCUUGGUGCCAAGCUGGUGCUGGAUGAACACCUCCAGAAAUGGCACAUCCAUUCCCGACUGGCUUCUGCUGUGAUUGCGUGUUGUCGCGGUGCGAGAUGAUCUCCACGACUUGCCACGAUUCAGAGCUGCUAUUACGAUGAGCUAGUGCAUAAGCUCGUAGUUCAUUUGGUGUGCAAAGUUGAGCCGAGCGGUAGAACGUGUAUAGCAACACCAAAUAGACAUAAUGUCAAUCUGAACCUGGAUGCCUAUUACGAUGUAGAAAGUGCCAUUCUUGAACUGGUUUCGUGCAACAACUGUACCCUGCUUGUAUGUGUGCUCGUUGUUCACUGUACUGGGCUUUCUGUUUUCUGUGGUACCCCUGAUGCUGGCAGCACCCAAGUACUGGUCAUUUUUGACACAUCCUGCCUCCUGAGUUUAGUUUGUAAUGUCGUAGGCAGUACCUCAAAAUCUGCAGUGGUAGUAGUGUCCCUCGGGCUGCGAAAAGUAGCGCCCUGUGUGAAGUCAAUAUGUCAAAGAGCAUUUCAGUAGCAGCCGACAGAGUUUAUGUUAAUUUAUUAGGAGCGUUAAUUUGCCAUCACGUGUUGUCUCAGGAGCGCUGAAUAUUUGGUGUCUGGACGUCCCUGGAGAAGGUGGUGACCCUUUUCCCCAAACCUAGGAGGCAACAUAGAGUGGGUUAAAUAUAACAUUCCCUUUAACUUUUUUUUUUUCUUUUUUUCAUUGGUGCCUUUGACAUUGCUGACCCUGAAGGGUUGCCAUAAUUCAGUGCAUGUCAGUUAGUUGAAUUGUACCGCGCUGUUCUAAUUUGACACUGUCUCAGCAGGGUUGAUCUAGUGACCUUUAUCUAACUGUGAUAAAGUCCAAAACAAUUUGUAACAGAUUGAAACUACUGUGUCAUCAGUAUGUGUUUAAUGCACCUAUACCUGUCAUGCAGUGUUUCAGAGUAGCCUAUUGUACCAUCGAAUGAUUAUGCAUUUAAAAAUAAAAAGGUAACAAUUA